AUGCCUGUGCCUGUGCCUGUGUUGCUGCGCGGGCCGAGGCUGGCUUUGUUGCACCGCGUGAGUGCAGGUAUGGCCGACACGACGGAGAAGAAAGAAGAGGCACAGCCAGCCAAAGCAACGCCCACCGCUACCACACCCGCCGCCGCCGCUCCUCCGCCAGAGGUAGCAUCAGAUCCCGAAGAAGACGACCUGUCGGACCUCGACGAUGUGCUCGAUGAAUUUGCAAACACCAAGCUCGAUGCCAAGGCACCGACCGCCUCAUCCAUAGCAGCGGCGUACCCCAAAUCUGGCAAUGUACCCUCGUCCUCCGGGCCUGGUAGGCCGCCUGAGGAUGUCUCGCCGGCGGAGCUGAUGCUCGACGACCAAGAAGAGUUCCAGAAGCAGUUGCAGAAAGAGAUGGAGCAGCUCCUUGGCCAGGGUGACUUCCAGAAGCAAUUCGAAGACAUCAUGAAGGAGAUGAGCGCCGAGCUCGGCGGAGCAAACCCUCUAGAUGCCGCUGGACCUGCGGGACCCAAGGCUGAAGGGGCUGCAGCGACUUCUUCUGAGAAGGAGACUGCCGCAAAGGCCGAGAAGAACUUCCAAGAGACCAUCAAAAAGACCAUGGAACGCAUGCAAUCCUCAUCCGAUACUGCCACGUCGGCUGCGGCAUCCUCGGCGCAAGACGACAUUCUUGCGCAGAUGCUUGCGUCGAUGGAAUCCGGUGGCUUUGGCGGCGAGGGAGGCGACGAGGACUUUAGUAAAGUGCUCAUGGGCAUGAUGGAGCAGCUCACAAACAAGGACAUCUUGUACGAGCCCAUGAAGGAGCUGGACGACAAAUUUCCCAAGUGGAUGGAGGAGAACAAGGAAAAGGUGGACAAGGACGACUUGAAGCGAUACGAGGAGCAGCAGACGUUGGUGCGAGAGAUUGUCGGCCGAUUUGAAAGGAAAGGUUACAGUGACGACAACGCGCAGGACAGAGAAUACAUUGUUGAGAGGAUGCAGAAGAUGCAAGCCGCCGGCUCUCCACCGCCGGAUCUGGUCGGCGACAUGAAUGCUGCUCAGGAAGCACUACAAGAUAUAGACCAGGGUUGUCCAACACAGUAA
Molecule: messenger RNA, 1083 nt
Organism: Exserohilum turcica Et28A
Lineage: Eukaryota; Fungi; Ascomycota; Dothideomycetes; Pleosporales; Pleosporaceae
Exons: 3
Coding region: 1-1083 (360 amino acids)
Biological process (GO): protein import into peroxisome membrane
Cellular component (GO): peroxisome; peroxisomal membrane
Source: RefSeq, a predicted model, not a curated record